AUUGGUUUGCAAAUAGAACAGGUGUAAGCGAGUCUUACAAAAUGUGAUUUGCUACGCCAGCUGAGCAUACAGAUGAUUUAUCAAUGUCUAGACGUGUUGUUAACUCUAGUCCGAAGAAAGUGCAAUAAUCAAACCAGUGAUCAAGUAAACUAACUCGAAAGAAAGUGAUUUUAAAUUUAGAAAUAAACAAGAAGUGUCAGUGUUAGCCAAGUUUUUUCGGGGCGCGGUGUCGGUGUUUAUUCGUGGCAAUGAUUCAAUAGCGACCAUUUUUAUAUUUCAUCACCAUCACUGCCGGAUGGGCGAUGAAAAAACCUCUAGCACAACAUACCGGCUCAGGCAGACAUCGGCCAUCACUUUUUGCUCACAUGUUUGUACCGCACAAGGUACAAGGCAAAAAGCAUGUUUAAUGAAAAAAGGAACUUUACUACCUAUCGUCUCCGAAUGGAAUUCAUACGCGUAACGGAUGGUUGCAAGUACACAUUUUGAAUAUCAGCAACUUUUAUUCAUCGACAACAUCUGUCUGUUGGACUUCAGCACAUUGAUGUCGACGAAGAAAGAGAGGUCAACCAGCCUGUGAGUUCCAGGUACACACAAGCGGGGGGUUGUGACGGCCGUUUUUCUCCUUCCUUCGAAACAAAAAAAAACACUUGGUAGUGUGGCCGAAAGAAGUACAGCCGGUGGGAUUGAGGAUAGUGUAGUAAAAAGUGCAAUUUGUCGUUUGAUGAUGUGACAGGAAUACGCGAUAACCAAAAACGGCACGUCUCGUAGUUACUAGCUGCAUCGGUGAAAGAAAAAAAUUGUAAGAAAAAAAAUGACACAAAACGUCGUUUAACGGUGAAGUAUCCCCAGCAGCGGGGCCGAAGUGAAAGACUACGCAGUGACGGUUCGCUUUCACUGCGCUUGCCGGUGUCACUUCACAGUCUGUGUGUGCCUUGUGACAGCAGGUCCAGUUUGGAUGAUAACCAUAACCUGUUUUUAAUUGUCAUCGAAAAACAGUGAUUUGUAGGAAACAACUUAACAACGGGAGCACGCUGGAAAUCGAGGAGUUUCAUUCACUCUGUUCACUCUGUUCACAAUCGAAUAAAGUAAAAAAGCAGCGAAAAAUAAUUCCGAAUCGCAAAGUGUUCCAUGCAGAUGUGCAAAGUGAAUGAGUGUCAAUAGGUAAUCAAAGAGUAGUGAAAAAAGUGUAACAUCGUGUGAAUGUUAGUACAGAAAGGUAGAGUGUAACUAGAGCAGCUGAAAUGGGGUUUUCAUCGGCAUUGCAAGGCAGGGCGGCACAUGAAGCGCUGCUGAAUCGCCAAGAAGCUGAAUUAAAGCUGCUGGAAACGAUGAAGCGCUGCAUGAUACAGAAGAGCAAAUGCGACAAGGAGUACGCGGCUUCACUAGCCGCCGUCACUCAACAGGGCCUCAAGAUCGACCGCAGCGAUGACUUACAAGGCAGUCACGUAACCCGUGCCUGGCGAUCCUACCUAGAGGAGCUGGAGUACACAGCCAAGCAAAUCAAGGCAAACGCCGAGCAGCUGGAAGCCGUUUGUCUGGACAAGCUGGCUCACUUGUACCAGGACAAACGUCGAGUGCGAAAACAGUAUCAGGAAGAGCACACCAAGAUUGCAACAAAAUUCAGCCAUAUAACAGAGGAUGUUGCCAGGAAAAAGACGGAAUAUCAGAAGCAUUUAGAAUACUACAAGCUGCUGAGGGGGCGAUUCGAGGAGAUCAUCAAAUCCGGUAGAUCCGGUCGCAAAUUAGACGACGUCAUCGAUAAGUACCAGAAGGCCUGCCGCAAGCUUCACCUGGCGCACAAUGAGUACGUACUGCUGCUAAGUGAAGCAGCCGAAAUCGAGAAGGACAUCCGAACGAUACUUCUGCCGGGUUUGUUAGAGCACCAGCAGUCCCAGCAGGAAGGUUUCAUUCUAACGUGGCGCAAUCUGCUGCAAGAAAUUUCCCGACUAGGUGAUAACACGUCCGACAAAUUUGUUGAAAUCCAAAAACGAAUAGAGUCCAACAUCAGCAGCAUCACUCCAGCCGAGGAGUACCGAGAAUUCACGGAAAAGCAUAAGACGACUCCUACCGCACCUGUGCAGUUUCAGUUUGACGAAUCCCUGGUUGAAGACAGUCUGGGAAAGCUACAAGCCAACACCCUGACAGUUGACAAUCUGACAGUGGAUUGGCUCAAAACGCGACAAACAGAGCUGGAAGCGUCGAUCAAGGAUCUACAGGAAGUGCAAAGUAAACUUUGCCAGGAAAAUGGUAUCACUAAUGGAAACACUGGCAAUGGUACUGCGAGUACAAAUGGAAGCAGUGGUGGAAGUGGCAGUAUACCAUCUACUCCUAUCCUGAACGGAUCUAAUGGGAACGCCAUCAAAGACAGCAGUUCUAAGAAUUCCAAGGAACUAGUCGCCCUUCGAUGCCACGAACGGCAGAUGCAGAAACAGGUCGAGAUGAUCCGAGCGGCGUUAAACGAUGUUGGCUGCGAGGAGCUUCCCUCCGGAUGUGACGACAUUUCGUCGAUGGAGCAUCUAAUUGAGAACAAAAAGACCGCCAGUCAGGACCUAUCGGAGGAUUCGCACAACGCCUCCACCGUACCGUUUUUUUCAUCCAAAGGACCGGCCGGUGGGGUGAUUUCCCUAAUCCGGGAUCAAUUUCGGCGCAAAUCUGGGCCCGCAUCGGCCUCCUCACUACUAGCGAUAAAAGAUUCCGCCGUUACACCGGUAGCGACACCACGCAGUGGGCAUCGGCAGCAAAACGAAACCGAUCCAAGCGAGGGUUUUUCUACGGUAAAUAGCACUCAUUGUGAUGUGCCCUCCGAGCAGUGUGUUGAGAAUUUGUACUUUGAACCUGUCGAUCCCCCGUCGGUGACGCCAGAAGAUACUAACCAUUCCAAUGAGGAGAACCGUGUGUCCACUAACACCUAUGUCGAUAUGGAAGCUAACCUAUUGCAGACUGAGUUUGAGUGUGCUUCUACUACCAUUAAUACUAUUCCUAGUACUGCCACUACCACUACAUUUGCAGCUAGCGGUAAUACUAACUGUUUGAUGAGACUAAUGUUCGAAAGCGAUAACUUUCCGCAUCAGCAGCUAAUAGGCUGCGAGGAUGCCGUAGGUAGCUACAAGCGUUUAAAAGGAAAUGAGGAAAGUGAACUUAUGCUAUUGAAUUCCCUAAAUUCCCCGGAAAAUCAGUCCACUUCGGAUGAGUUAUAUGCCAACGAAAUGAACGACUCAAAAAAUAAUUUACUUCAAGAAGACUCCUAUGAAGAGCCCAGAAGACACUUGAAAUCAUCAAUUGACGCUCAUUUGGAUAGUAUCGACGAGUUGAACAAUAAGCUGGAUCAAAAGUUACUCCAGAAAAAGAAUGAAGAAAACGACUACAUCAAUGUUCCAGCAAACGUAGACGAUUCAGAAAUAUUUUUAACACCCAAAAAUGGUAAAAACCCUGAGAAAUCCAGUUUUCGUGAUAAGAUAAAGAAGAAAAUCAAAAUUAAAAGCUCUGCUUCCGAAGCUGAAAAAGAGCCAAAGUUAGAUGAAGUAGAUGAACAGGGAAACAGUUUUGCAAAUAGAUUCCGAAGUAAAGUAACCAAUUUGAAAAAGCACGACAAUGAUCAGUUCAAACUGAUGAAGAACGAAACCGGACUGGUGGGAACUCCCCAAGAUACCCAAGAUGAGAAAAAGAAGAAAAAGAAAAAGAAGCGCAGUAAAAAUCGCAAUCAUACAUUCUCGGAAGAUGAGCUCCUUGCGGAGGACACGGACGAAUUUAAACUAAAUGAAAUGUCCAGUCCACCAGCAAGCGCUUCUACAGAUGAAGACGCUUCUAAAGUUCCUUCCUUUUCGAGCACAGUAAUGUCGACCUUCCGAGAGAUAAUGCACUCCACUAAUAAAGUUAAGGAUUCCUCACUGAACAUAGCCCUACGUCAGCAAACAGUUGGGAAAGAGGAAAAGCUAGACCUAAUUAGCGCCAAAGACGCCAACAGGCUAACUACCAUCAAAUUUAUAUUCUCCGAUAACCGACAGGAUUCCGGGUCAGCUCCUGCAACACCGGAACACCUUCGGUCCAACGGAAAAACCAUUAGUGAAAUGCAGGAAUCACAUUACUCGUUACCGAUCGAAAGUGACGGUCGAUGUUUCGAUACUACCGACACCGAUUGCAGCACUAAAGGCGCACUAACGAUACAGCAAGCACCAGCAUCGAAGCUUUCCUCGCUGUUUAAUAAACACAAUUUGAAAACUCGGUUUACGAAGCUGCACCAGAAAAUGCCAAAACUUUUAGCCAACACUCCGCCACCCAGCCCCGAUGUUCCAGCCGGAAGGAUUAUAGAGAACACAAGGCUCUGCCGUGCCUGUACUCGUCAUUUCCAGCGAUUACACCCGAGUAAGACGGUACUGGAUUUUACCAAAGAGUUUCCCAACGGGGGACGCUUCUGCCGCAGCCACGGUGGAGAAGGGGAUGAUUUGGAGGGGGAGGGUGCAAUGCCGGGGAACGGAUAUGACGAACGCUGGUGUGUAUCGGAGCUGGUAAAUCUUGAUUAUGAGGAAAUUGAUGUUAUUACCAUUAAGACCCAUGACGCUACUACUACUACUACUUCUACUACUACCACCUCUACUGCUAGUGAUGAUAACGAUGGCGAUGGUAAAAUAAGCCAGGCAACUAAAUCGUUGAUGACACUUUCCACGAACCGGCCCCUGUACGAAGAAGAAUGGUUCCACGGGGUGUUACCACGCGAGGAGGUGGUCCGAUUGCUGCGAAACGAGGGUGACUUUCUGGUCCGCGAGACCACCAGGAACGACGAGAGCCAAACCGUACUCAGUGUUUGCUGGAACGGACACAAGCACUUCAUCGUACAAACGACAGCGGAGGGUCACUUCCGCUUCGAAGGUCCAGCAUUUCCCAGCAUACAGGAAUUAAUCAUACAUCAGUACCAAUCGGAACUGCCAGUUACAGGUCGUUCCGGCGCAGUACUCCGCAAGCCAGUAUUCAGAGAACGGUGGGAACUCAGCAAUGACGAUGUGAUACUUCUUGAUAAAAUUGGACGAGGUAACUUUGGCGAUGUGUACAAGGCCAAGCUGAAGUCCUCGAAGAACACACUUGUAGCGGUAAAAACCUGUCGAAUGACGCUGCCCGAAGAGCAAAAGCGGAAGUUUUUACAGGAGGGUCGCAUUCUAAAGCAAUACGAUCAUCCAAACAUCGUGAAACUUAUCGGAAUAUGCGUUCAAAAGCAACCAAUUAUGAUCGUGAUGGAGUUGGUGUCUGGCGGGUCGUUGUUGAUGUUUCUUCGUAAAAAUGCUGCCACACUUACUCAAAAGCAAUUGAUGGCCAUGUGUCGGGAUGCUGCGGCGGGAAUGCGUUAUCUUGAGUCUAAAAACUGUAUCCAUCGAGAUUUGGCCGCCCGGAACUGUUUGAUUGGUAAUGAAAAUAUCGUUAAAAUUUCCGAUUUCGGAAUGUCUCGUGAAGAAGAAGAGUAUAUCGUAUCCGGUGGAAUGAAACAAAUCCCGAUAAAAUGGACCGCACCGGAGGCACUCAACUUCGGUAAAUACACCUCAUUGUGCGAUGUGUGGUCGUACGGUAUCUUAGUGUGGGAAAUAUUCAGCAGAGGAGACACCCCGUACUCGGGUCUAAGUAAUUCUCGUGCCCGGGAACGCAUUGACGAAGGUUACCGAAUGCCGGCACCGGAGAAUACUCCUCCAGAAAUGUACCGGCUAAUGCUGAAGUGUUGGUCAUACGAACCAGAAAACCGUCCCCAUUUCGAUGAAAUUUUCACCGUAGUGGAUGCUCUGAUGCUGUGCGCCAAGGACUAGCAAACAGCGAAAAUCUUUCGGCACAGAGCGAACCCCCAAAGGAAUCGGUCAACACACUGUCUUUCGUGCAACAGAGUGUUGCAGCCAUCAAGUCGCAGUGGCCGGAACAGGCGAUGGCAGAAAGCAACACCGGACGCGACUGCCAAUGCCCGGUAUUUUCCCCUGUCGGUGGUGCUGCUUACUGCAAAAGCUUAAAGGCGUAACGAUUUGACUGUAUGAAGCUAUAUUCAAUUUUAAAUAGUUGUACAGUAUGAGAAAAAAUCAAAAAUGUGCUCGUAUUACAUAACACAUGUGUUUGCUUAUGUAGAUUAUUAUCCAGAUGAUAAAUGUUUAUUCUCGAAUUGAACUUCCUUUUCAAUCCAGGUUUUACGUGCUACAUGAUAAUAAUAGUUAUUACAACGACGAUAAUUUUGAACGGACUGUGUUUCAUACGUCGCAAAAAAAACUGAAAAUCUGUUAAAAUAUUGUAGAUCUGAUUUCGCGUAUCUGAAAUUCUAUUCCUACAAUAAGCAAAGAAUUUUACACAAAUAUUAAUUGAAAAUGACGAAUUUACUUUCAUUGGAAACUGUAACACCGACAAUACGAACAAGGGUUUGAAAUUCGCCGAAAAAGACUGUUAAUGUUUUGUAUGGUCUGCAAUGAAUUUACUUCUUCCUGUGCGAACGGAAGUCUAAUACUUUUCUUCUUCAAGUCUUUGCGAACACUUGAGCAUGUGGCAUUAUGACACAUUUGCAUUCUUUUUUAUUAUGCGUGCAUUCAAUUUUCAAUUUAUCGUUUAGAUUAAUUAUGUUUAAUUUAGCAUAAACGCUUCGAAAGAUUUUAGUUGUUAAUAACAUACUGCAACGAUGAUUUUAUGUAAGUGCUGAAAGUCGAGAUUUUGAUCGAUAGAUUAGAGCAGUUAAUGCUAGGUUUUAGGAAGUGAAUCACUGAUUCGAAUGUGGCCAACAAUGUACGGAAUUGAUACUGUAGAUAGAAAAAAUAGAAGUAUUUUGUGAUAAGAUAGAGUUUUUAUGUUUAUGUUUAGAAAUUUAUCUGCUCGAUAGGAUUUUUUAUUGGAGUUUUUAACACAUCUUUCUGCAACGCUCAAAAGCUACGAACCAGUAAAAUGUCUCAGUAAAGCGAUCGACACAAAAGGCCUGUUGAUAUUUUCACUAAUAAAUAAACACAUAAAGAUAAUAAACGAUAACAAAAAGCGCACACUAGAUAUACUAUUCAUAGGACUUAUUCAUCAGCAGUAAACAAUAAUAAAGUAAGCUUGAAAGGUUUCCAGUGAACGUUAAACGAAAGUGACUCACUUUUUUUGGGAAAUUAUUGGCAAACAACAAUCACACAAUGUUAAUAUAAUCGAACUAAAAUAAGUAUUCAUUAUAUUCCGAUCGCAAAAGAAACGAAAAAGCAGCUCUUCAACGAACGCAUCUUGAACGUGAAUUUAGUUUGACUAACAAUAAAAACUUUUUUAAUUUUAUUUACAAUACUAUUUAAUAUAAUGACAAAUAUUCAAA
Molecule: messenger RNA, 7288 nt
Organism: Wyeomyia smithii (pitcher-plant mosquito)
Lineage: Eukaryota; Metazoa; Arthropoda; Insecta; Diptera; Culicidae
Gene: FER
Product: tyrosine-protein kinase Fer
Exons: 14
Coding region: 1242-5786 (1514 amino acids)
Biological process (GO): peptidyl-tyrosine phosphorylation
Molecular function (GO): non-membrane spanning protein tyrosine kinase activity; ATP binding
Source: RefSeq, a predicted model, not a curated record